This is a messenger RNA of Acanthoscelides obtectus, 539 nucleotides long. The record is from the annotation of a GenBank genome assembly. NCBI's taxonomy places the organism in Eukaryota, Metazoa, Arthropoda, Insecta, Coleoptera, Chrysomelidae.
AGUUACUGUCUGUUUUCGGCUACGAAGCGCCACAUCAGUCGACAAUUUCCCGUUGGUAUGGAGAAUUCAAAUGUGGACGAUGUUACCGCGGAUUGGUAUACCACCAUUUGUUUGCCAAAAGUCAUCACCGAGCUUCAAAAUAUCAACCCCGAAAGAAGAAUCAUCCUCCACCAGGACAAUGCAAGCUCGCACACAGACCAAAAAACAAGGCAGUAUUUAACGGAAGAAAACGUGGAAUUAUUGCACCAUCCUCCAUAUAGUCCCGAUCUAAGUCCUAACGAUUUCUUUACUUUCCCGAAAAUUAAAAACAGACUGCGUGGUCAAAGGUUCCAGUCACCAGAAGAAGCAGUUGACGCAUUCAAAAAUGCCGUUUUGGAUCUGCCAGCAAACGAGUGGGAUAAGUGCUUCGAAAAUUGGUUCGAGCGCAUGCAGAUGUGUAUUAAUCUUCAUGGAGAAUACUUCAAAAAACAAUAAAGUUAUUUAAAACUACCUACCAUGUUGUUCUAUUUCCAAUUGCAAAACUUAAAAGACAUCCCUCG